Molecule: messenger RNA, 1545 nt
Organism: Venustampulla echinocandica
Lineage: Eukaryota; Fungi; Ascomycota; Leotiomycetes; Helotiales; Pleuroascaceae
Exons: 4
Coding region: 1-1545 (514 amino acids)
Cellular component (GO): TRAPP complex; Golgi apparatus
Molecular function (GO): protein binding
Source: RefSeq, a predicted model, not a curated record
AUGGAUCCCCCAACCAAAGAGCCGAAGACGACUCCGCAAAGACACUCGAGACAUGGUUCAUCCGGUAGAGUGGAUGAAAUCAGUCUCGCCAUUUUUGGGAAUCACGCCCGGGAAAUGUUCAAGGGAACUAUACUUACAAGUUUUGUAGCACCUAUACCACGACGGCCAACUCGUGGGCCACUAGAUAUUUCAGACCCUGCCGCCAACCCGCUCUCCCCAACGAAUCUAUUACAUCAAUCCUCUUCACAGAUUCUCUCCCCUCCUACACGUUAUCACACUCCAAGACUGCCAUCCCCGACCCCCGGAUCAAAUCUUUCAACACUAUCAUCAGUUCCGUCCUUCAAAACCGCCCACUCAACUCUUCAAAGUACUCAAAAGGAUUUCUCGUAUCUUCUCCGGCCCGAGAUCUACCACCCUUUAGCUCUCAUUGAUGUCCCGCCACCAUUCCGCAGCCCUUCGGUACAGCCAGAUCCCUCUACUCCGAUACCAGAACUCAUCUCUGCAGGGCAUUGGAGAAGCGCCGCCAUUAGAGCCGCCCAGCAACUCACCGCACCAACCCUGUCUCCUUCAGACCACACAGCUAUCUUUGCUCUCAUAUACACGCGUCUUUCAUGCCUAACGCUAUGCAACCAAACGCCCCUCGCAGCUCAGGAAGUAAAAUGUUUAGAGGACUUAAAUUCCUCCUAUUACCGCGACGACAUCUCCGGCUUACCUCUAGUCCCAUGGCACUUACGUGUUCUAGCCGUAAGGUUACAAGGUAUGGGAUAUGCAGAUGCACGAAGGGGUGUCAUGGGAUACUACGAUCUUGCUCGUGAAGCCCGACUUACUCUCACGUCUUUGAAAAAAAGACUCAGCGAGCACAACGCCAAGGAACUGGAGACGAAAGGGGCAAUCGAGAAUGAGAUCAUAAUUUGGAAGGAGCGUCUUCAUGACUUAGGGAUCCGCGUUGCGAGUGCAUUGGUUGAGAUGGAGGAUUUAGAAGGUGCUGCGCGCUUCCUUAAAACGCUUCGACCUUCGACUUCGUCAGACGGAGCGUUGCGGUUGGAGGCUCAAAAGGCACUCCUGUAUCUUUGUCUAGGCGACGUGGAUGCAGCGCGAUUGUGUAUCUCUCCUUCCGGUCCGACCCCCGGAGACCCUGCCACUGGGAACGAAGAGGAAAGAAAGAAAGAGCAAAAUAUUAUCCUCGCAUUAUCCCACAUUGCAGACGGGAACUACGAUGCUUCAGCUGCUAUUUGGGAGGAAUUUAUUUCAUCUGGAGCCGAAACUGCCGUGUACAAACAAAACCUCGCAGUUUGUCACUUAUAUCUGGGGCGCAUGGAUGAUGCACGAACAACCCUAGAAUCACUCCUCACCACUCCAGAAGGCCCCAACACUUUCCACGCCUUAACCUUCAAUCUAAGCACGAUCUAUGAGUUAUGCACGGAGCGGAGUCGGGCUCUGAAGAUCGGGCUGGCGGAGAAGGUUGCCGGUAUUUUAUCGAAGGAAAGGACCUCUGGGAUAUCGGGGCAAGGGAGUGAGAAAGUGAACGGGGAUUUUAAACUGUAG